CGAGAGAGAAGUGGAUUGAAGGGCGCGCCCGAGUGAGUGAGUGAGUGAGUGUAGUCUUCCCCUUUCUUUGGAGGAGGGGGAAGAUGAUAACAAUGAUCUGAAGACACAUGAUUUCCAGUGUUAGUUCGAGUUCAUAUCUUGAUCCGAAGCGUUGGGUGUUGAUGGUGCUUAAUUGGACUUGUGAUUUAUGUGUACUGUGUGUUGGUUAUCGUUGAUGGCACGGCACGUGAGACAAUGGACCAAUACGGAGACCUAAUCCAGAUAGUUUGGCAAAGGUGAUUCGGUUCCAAUAUGUUUCCCAAUCCGCGGAAUCCAUUGUAAGGACGCAUUCUCACGAACACCACCCACCCACUUGGGUGACAGCGGCAGCAGCCAGUUAAUUCCAAGAAGAAGAGACAGAAAAGGAAAGAAAACCCGCACACUUUGGCUAGAAGUUGGUUCAGUCCUUUCUUCGGCUUCAAAAUGGUUGGUGUGCUUACAACGUCGAAAACCCAGAGGCUCUUCAUCCUGAUCCGACAAGCCAUUUGUUAUGUGGUUCUCCUUCAACAAUUCCUUAUCAUUGUGCCAUUGUGUGAGGCCGUGCAGGAGAGCCAUUACCUUCAUUGGAACACGUCAAAUCCCAUCUUCCGCAUAGACAAUACCGAUCACAUUAUCGAUGUGAAUCGCGGCAAUCAGGCCUGGGAGUAUGAUCAAGUGAACAUCAUCUGUCCACUCUAUAAACCGGGGACCAGAGCCGAGGAAAUAGAGCAAUAUGUCAUUUACAGUGUGUCCAAAGACGAGUACGAGUCGUGUCGGAUCACCGAUCCGCACCCCCGGAUCAUUGCUCAAUGUAAUAAUCCUCAUAGGCUCUUGUAUUUCACGAUCACCUUCCGAUCAUUUACGCCAACGCCCGGCGGAAUGGAAUUUCAACCCGGACAGGACUACUACUUCAUCUCGACCUCGGCCAAAUCGGACCUUCACCGCCGACUCGGAGGCCAUUGUUCCACGCAUAACAUGAAGGUUCAGUUCAGGGUGGCGGACAAUCGCCACGAGAACCACGUCCGUCUGGCCAACAAUCCUCGAUAUCGGCCGCACCAGCCUUACCAUGACCCCUCAAGGCAAGGUGUCAAGGUUCCCUCGUCUACGGGCGAGGGCUCACUGCCUCAGACAUCUCCCACUGUUGCCACUACUACUGCCAAGCCUCUGGAUUCCCACGGGUAUCUGGAUAACAGUCAAGGAAAGUUGCCAAGGUAUUAUGGUGAUCUAUCACACUAUGACAACCUGAGUGAAAAGAAGCGCCACGAAUAUGACGUUCAUCCCAAUGAUAUCAUCAAACACGAGGCAUCUCGGAUGGCAGCUGCCACCUCAAAGGCUGCCUCGCGCUCAACCCACCUCGAUCUGGUUCCAUGCUUUUUAGCGAUGCUGAUCGUGUUCCAUUUGUCUUCAUUGCACGCGUCCUAAGAAGUGGAUAGUCGAGACCAGAAGAUAGUCAGAAAGGAUUUCACAUAAUUUGGUUCAAGCUUUAUUGUUAUUGGGACAAAUGUCCCGGUUCCCACCUCCUUGCGAGCACUCAUACUUUCUUGACUGUUGACUGGAGGUGAACCCGUGCUGUUGGUUUGGUCCUAUUUUUCGGUUGGGAAAGAGGAAGACACGGAAUUGCUCCCUUUCGAAGACGACGAACAUAGACUUUGUGCCAAACCUCCGAAGAAUAAUGUUCCCAUGUUCCAAGUGCCAUAGCUAAUGCGAGGCUCUCGUUGUUCCUGCGCCAUGAACGCACGCCAAGCAUUGUCGAAUUGGAUCAAAUGGCAAGACAAAUCCUAAGCCUUUACCAAGACUUUGAAUGACCUUCAUAGGUAGAGAAGAAGAGACUGUGAUACAUUACUGUAAGACUAUCCCUCGUGGCCGUACGAAUUUGAACUGACAUUUGAGUUAUUGCCGCAUUUCUCACCAACCUAUUGCUUCAUCGUGUCAACGUUAUUCCACUCAAUAUGUUUUAAUGUCUGUGAUAUCAAUUUGAGAAAAAAAACAUACGCACAAUGUUCACUUCUAAAGGGGAAAAAAUCAAUAAACUCGCGGUCAUGUUGUUUUUCAUAA
This is a messenger RNA of Tigriopus californicus, 2073 nucleotides long. Its product is annotated as ephrin-A1-like. Gene Ontology annotation, biological process: ephrin receptor signaling pathway; axon guidance. The coding region runs from base 463 to 1440 and encodes 325 amino acids. The record is from RefSeq and is a predicted model, not a curated record. Gene Ontology annotation, molecular function: ephrin receptor binding. Gene Ontology annotation, cellular component: plasma membrane. The transcript is spliced from 2 exons. Lineage: Eukaryota; Metazoa; Arthropoda; Copepoda; Harpacticoida; Harpacticidae.